UCAGUUGAGUUCCAGCGAUCGAUGAAAUCGGAAGUGCAAAAGAUCAACAAAUACAAAAAAAAAAUAAUCAAAAAUGCAGCGAAAUUUAACGAGACUUAUCCAAAAGUCGUCAAUUUUAUCAACAAAUCAAAGAAUUUUAAUAUCCGUGAGGUCACUAGCCUCAGCACAGGACAUAUUUCAGCAUAAAAGUAAAUUUCCAACACGUCACAUUGGACCGAGAAAGACGGAUGUUGUUUCUAUGCUGGAUUUGCUUGGGUUUAAGACUCUCGAUGAGCUCACCGACAAAGUCGUUCCCAUAAAGAUCAAAUUCGAUCGCGACCUCAACAUCGAAAAGCCACUCAAUGAGCAUGAUCUUAUCAACAGAAUUCGCGCUGUAGCUCAUACAAAUGAAAUUUGGAGAUCAUACAUAGGAAUGGGAUACCACAACUGCCACGUUCCACAUCCAAUUUUGAGAAACAUCUUUGAAAAUCCUGGAUGGACUACCCAGUACACACCAUAUCAGCCAGAAAUUGCACAAGGUCGCCUUGAAUCACUUUUGAAUUAUCAAACAUUGGUGACAGAAAUGACUGGAUUGGACGUUGCCAAUGCUAGUUUACUUGAUGAAGGUACCGCUGCAGCUGAAGCUAUGAGUCUCUGCUUCCGUCACAAUAAACGCAGAAAAAUUUACUUGUCCAAUAAUCUUCAUCCACAAACUUUAUCAGUUGUUGAAACACGAUUAAGUGCACUUGACAUUGAAGUUGUUAUUGGUGACAUUGCUGAUGUUGAUUUGGCAUCUCGUGAAUAUUCAGGAAUAUUGCUGCAAUACCCAGACACGCAUGGUAAUGUUGUAGACUUUGAGAGCAUUGCUGAUGAGGCUAAGAAGAAUGGAACUUUAACCUGUGUAGCUACAGAUUUACUAGCUUUAACACUUUUAAGACCUCCAGCUGAAUUUGGAGCUGACAUUGCUGUUGGAACAUCACAAAGACUUGGAGUUCCACUUGGCUAUGGUGGACCACAUGCUGGUUUCUUCGCCUGCAAACAGAGCUUCGUUCGUCUCAUCCCAGGACGUAUGGUAGGCGUCACUCGAGAUCAAGAUGGUCAUGAGGCUUAUCGUCUCGCCCUUCAGACACGCGAACAGCACAUUCGUCGAGAUAAAGCAACAAGUAACAUUUGUACAGCACAAGCUCUUCUAGCUAAUAUGAGUGCUAUGUUUGCAAUUUAUCAUGGACCAGAAGGAUUGAAGGAAAUAGCUAAGGACAUCCAUAAUGGUGCAAUCGUGUUGAGUCAUGGACUAAAGAGAGCUGGACAUCAGCAGUUAAAUGAUGUCUUCUUUGACACAAUUCAUGUUGUACCGAAUGGAUUGACAAUUGAUGACAUUAAGGAACGAGCACAAAAUAAGAAGAUUAAUUUGAGGUAUUUGAGUGACGGAUCCAUAACAAUUGCAUUGGAUGAGACAGUCAAGCCUGGAGACAUAGAAGACUUGCUAUGGGUUUUCAAGGCUGACUCACUGUCUGACAUCCUCAACGACCCAUCAGCAUUGGACCAAAACAUUUCAAAUUCCAAAUUUAUGAGAACUUCCCCAUACUUGACACAUCCGAUCUUCCAUAAGCAUCAUAGUGAGUCAAGGAUGGUCAGGUACAUGAAGCAGCUUGAGAAUAAAGACAUAUCCUUAGUUCACUCAAUGAUUCCACUCGGUUCUUGUACAAUGAAGCUUAAUUCAACAACUGAGAUGAUUCCAUGCUCAUUCCGUCACUUUACUGACAUUCAUCCAUUCGCACCAGUUGAUCAGGCGAAAGGAUAUCAUCAAAUGUUCACAGAACUUUCCAAUGACCUGUGUGAGAUCACUGGAUAUGAUAAAAUCUCACUGCAGCCAAAUAGUGGUGCACAAGGUGAAUAUGCUGGUCUUCGUGCUAUUCGUGGUUAUCAUGAAGCUAAUGGACAUCAUCACAGGACAGUCUGCUUGAUUCCAGUCUCAGCUCAUGGAACUAAUCCAGCUAGUGCUCAAAUGGCAGGCAUGAGAGUGGAACCCAUCAAAGUUAGAGCUUCAGAUGGAACUAUUGACUUGGUCCAUUUAAAGGAAAAGGUUGAGGAAUUCAGCAAUGAAUUGUCAUGCCUGAUGCUGACAUAUCCAUCAACUAAUGGCAUUUUUGAGGAUCAUGUUGCUGAUGUUUGUGAUUUAAUUCAUAAGCAUGGCGGUCAAGUGUACUUGGAUGGUGCUAAUAUGAAUGCACAGGUUGGACUGUGUAGACCUGGUGACUAUGGAUCUGAUGUUUCACAUUUGAAUCUACAUAAGACUUUCUGUAUCCCACAUGGUGGUGGUGGACCUGGUUGCGGACCGAUUGGAGUUAAGAAGCAUUUAGCACCAUUUUUGCCAUCACAUCCAGUUGUUGACAUUUUCCAUGAACUUGAAGAUAACCAAAGCUUUGGAACUAUUUCAGCUGCUCCUUAUGGAUCUUCAAUGAUUUUGCCAAUUUCAUGGGCUUAUAUAAAACUGAUGGGCGGUCGUGGUCUUCGUCGUGCCACACAAGUAGCCAUCCUCAAUGCCAACUACAUGUCUAAAAAGCUCGAACCAUACUUCAAGACCCUGUAUGUAGAUCCAUCAUCACAGCUUGUUGCUCAUGAAUUCAUCCUUGACAUCCGCGAGUUCAAAAAGACAGCAAACAUUGAGGCUGUUGACAUUGCUAAACGUCUUAUGGACUAUGGCUUUCAUGCACCAACCAUGUCAUGGCCAGUUCAAGGUACUUUGAUGAUUGAGCCAACAGAAUCUGAGGAUAAGGAAGAACUUGACAGAUUCUGUGAAGCUUUGGUGACAAUAAGACAAGAAAUUCGAGACAUUGAGGAAGGCAAAAUGGACAUAAAGAUAAAUCCAUUAAAGAUGUCGCCACACACACAGUUCCAGGUUGUAAACUCUGAAUGGAACCGACCAUAUUCAAGGGAGCAAGCUGCUUUCCCUGCUCCAUUCGUAAGACCUGACUCAAAGGUGUGGCCAACAGUUGCUAGAAUUGAUGAUGCUUAUGGUGACAAGCAUUUGGUGUGCACAUGUCCACCAAUCCUUCCAGAUUUAUACACAUAAAUGCCACUUCUGUAAUUUUUGACUGUAGAAUUAAGUUUUCAAGAAAAUAAAAAAAAAUAAAUUUUUAUAAAAUAUUA
Molecule: messenger RNA, 3129 nt
Organism: Chironomus riparius
Lineage: Eukaryota; Metazoa; Arthropoda; Insecta; Diptera; Chironomidae
Source: the annotation of a GenBank genome assembly